Alnus glutinosa is the source of this 3135-nucleotide messenger RNA. RefSeq lists its product as uncharacterized. Lineage: Eukaryota; Viridiplantae; Streptophyta; Magnoliopsida; Fagales; Betulaceae. The record is from RefSeq and is a predicted model, not a curated record. The coding region runs from base 17 to 1483 and encodes 488 amino acids. The transcript is spliced from 3 exons.
UAACAAGGUGUUUGAUAUGAUGAUUGAUUUGAUGAGGAGAGCCCUCCCAGAUGGAGAGACAUUGCCUAGAUUGUAUUAUGAAGCAAAACGGGUUAGGCAAGGCUUGGGUUUUAGAUAUGAGUCGAUACAUGCAUGCAAGAAUGAUUGUGUGCUUUUUUGGAAGGAACAAGCUGAUAAAGAAGAAUGUCCACAAUGCAAAACCUCAAGAUGGAGUAAUGUCAAAGGUAGCGGUAAGAAAAUCCCUCAAAAGGUCUUACUGUAUUUCCCAAUAAAACCAAGGUUGCAACGAUUGUUUAUGUCAAAAGAUACAGCCAAGAAUAUGAGGUGGCACAAAGAUGAACGGCAACAUGAUGACAAUGCCCUAAGACAUCCAACCGAUUCUAUUGUGUGGAAAGAAUUUGAUAAAGAGCAUGAUUGGUUUGCUCAAGAUUCCCGCAACGUGCGGCUUGGUUUAGCAAGUGAUGGUUUUAACCCAUUUGGUAAUAUGAGUACAUCAUAUAGCAUAUGGCCAGUAGUACUUAUGCCAUAUAAUUUACCUCCGUGGAAGUGUAUGAAGGAUCCACAUAUAAUGUUGUUGUUACUUAUCCCUGGGCCUACAGCACCCGGAAACGAAAUUGAUGUGUAUUUGCGACCGUUGGUGGAUGAUUUGCAUGAAUUAUGGAAUGAAGGCGUAAUCACAUACGAUGCGUUGACGCAACAAACAUUUAAAUUGCAUGCGGCAUUAUUAUGGACUAUAAACGAUUUUCCUGCAUAUGCAAAUUUAUCUGGGUGGUCUACUAAGGGAAAGCUUGGAUGUCCAGUAUGUAACAAGGAUACAACAUACAAAUGGUUGAAGUAUGGUGGAAAGGUGUGUUACAUGGGUCAUCGCCGUUUCUUACCUCAAGGCCAUGUAUGGCGGAAAAACAAAUCAUUGUUCGACGGUACUGAGGAGCAUAGAAUGAAACCUAAAGAAUUGUCUGGUGAUCAACUGUUACAACAACUAAUGCAUGUUACAGAUGUGCAGUUUGGAAAAGUAUGUGGAACAAAGAGGAAGCGCACAGAUGAUGAGUUGAAUUGGAUGAAGAAAAGUAUUUUUUUCAAAUUGCCUUAUUGGUCAACACUGAAACUAAGACGCAAUUUAGACGUCAUGCAUAUUGAGAAGAACAUAUGUGAUAGUGUCUUGGGUACAUUGAUGAAUAUUGAUGGAAAGACAAAGGACACGGCCAAGGCACGAAUGGAUUUGUAUGAGAUGGGUAUACGCAAAGAAUUGCACUUGCAGACAAAUGGUGCAGCUCGAUCAAUGCUACUUGCAAAGUACACCUUGACACAAGAUGAGAAGAAAACUUUAUGUGAUUGGCUGAAAGGUGUGAAGUUUCCUGAUGGGUAUGCAUCUAACAUCGGUCGAUGUGUGAACAAGCUUCCUAGUAAGAUUUCGGGAAUGAAAAGCCACGAUUGUCAUGUCUUCUUACAGUGUUUACUCCCUAUUGCAAUAUGUGGAUAUUAAACAACCGAAAUACGUACAACAUUGAUUGAGCUGAGUAACUUUUUUAAGCAACUGUGUGCACGGACAUUGAAAUUAGAUGUCUUGAAGCAAAUGAAGGACAACAUUGUCGUGAUUCUAUGCAAGUUGGAAAAGAUUUUUCCGCCUGCAUUUUUUGAUAUUAUGGUUCAUCUAGCUGUUCAUUUACCUCGAGAGGCUGAGCUUGCUGGACCAGUACAAUACCGUUGGAUGUAUCCAGUGGAAAGAACACUUGGUAAAUAUAAGCGGUUUGUGCGGAAUAGAGCACGCCCAGAGGGGUCAAUUGCCGAAUGUUAUUUAUCUGAUGAGUGUUUGACAUUUUGCUCCUCUUAUCUUCGUGGGAUUGAGACAAGAUGGACUCGUGAAGAGAGAAAUGUUGACAGAUGGCUAGAGGAAAGGAGUAUAGGCUUGGAUGUGUUCUCUCAACGAGUUCGACCUUUGGGAGUAGCAAAAUUUGUAACACUUGAAGAGAAGGUUUUCACAAGGGCUCGAUGGUAUGUUCUUAACAAUUGUAAGGAAACUGCUUCGUACUUGGAUGAACACUAUCAAAAGGUUAGUGGAGAAUCCAGCCUUCACAUUGAGAAGAGGCAUGAAGCCGAAUUUGAACGUUGGUUUCAAAAUCGUAUAUGUGGGAGCAAUGCGGCGAAUGUUUCAAAACAAUUAUAUGAUCUUGCAUGCGGGCCUAAUUAUCUAGUUAGAUCAUACAAAGGUUGUAUUGUGAAUGGGGUUAGGUUCCACACAACAGAAUGUGAACAAACUCGUACUACUCAAAACAGUGGUAUUGUUGUUCGAGGUGAGCAUGGCACGUCGAAUAUUGAGUUCUAUGGUGUGUUGAGGAACAUUUUGGAGUUACGUUACCCGGGCCCAAAUCACGUAUAUUUGUUUGAGUGCGAUUGGUGGAACACUGGGAUUAGAACGGGAAUGCAAACAGACCAAUACUUUAAAACUGUAAAUACUUCUCGUACAUGGUAUGAAUCUGACCCGUUUAUCUUAGCAUCUCAAGCUUCACAAGUAUUUUACUUGAAUGAUAUCAAAUUGGGUGGUAGUUGGAAAGUGGUGCAGAAGAUGACUCAUAGAAACAUAUAUGAUAUUCCAACAAUACUAGAGAGAGAUAAUGAAGAAGAGGACCAAGGAGUCAGUGGUGAGGUACACCAGGAACGUGAAUGUGUUGGGGGUAAUGCCAUUACUGUAGAAGCAAAUAACGAAGACUCAAAUUUGUUAUGAAGAGAUGACGUGGAACCUAUCCCAAUAGCUGUUGAUGAAGUAUAUGUGGAACUUGAUGAAAACAUGUUCAAUGACGAUAACUUGUAUAAUGAGGAACAUGAUACAAACUCCGAUGAUGAAGAAGAGUUGUCAAGUAAUGAAAACACAGACUCUGAACACGAAGAGGAGUUUUCGAGCGACACUGAUACAAACUCUGAUGAUGAUAUGUGUUGAAUAUAUUUCAUUUUGGUAAAUGGUGGCACGAAAAAGGAGAGCAAGGGGAGGCCCAGGCCAGGGCUGGGGCCAAGCCCAUAUUAAUCAUCAUGGCUCAUAAUCUCCCAUUGAGGAAAGUGAAGAUAUGGGUACAGACUCACCGAUGACUAAUGCAGUGCAUUCAGCGGCUCAGUCGAGUUCACAGGGAUCUAUCCCAACUA